CCGCUUCAGGUCCUUCACAUUCCAGGAAAUGUGGCAGUGGUACAGCCUUCACAAGCACCUCCAAGCUGACCCUCAGGCUGGCAGUGACCAUGACCAUGACCAUCCCUCGUCAUGAAGGAGGACGACAUCUCUUCAAAGUUGCUGAAGCGCUUCAGACUCUAUAUUGUCACUAAAGAGACAGAGAAACCUCAGCAGAAAGUGACCCCUCCCGCAGCAGCCACCACGUCGUCCAGCACCGCCACGUCGUCCAGCACCACCACGUCAUCCGGCACCGCCUCCAGUACCGCCACGUCGUCCAGCACCACCACGUCAUCCGGCACCACCUCCAGUACCGCCACGUCGUCCAGCACUGCCACGUCGUCCAGCACCACCUCCAGUACCGCCACGUCGUUCAGCACCGCCACGUUGCCCAGCACUGCCUCCAAUACCGCCACGUCGUCCAGCACCACCUCCAGUACCGCCACGUCGUUCAGCACCGCCACGUUGCCCAGCACCGCCUCCAGUACCGCCAUGUCGUCCAGCACCACCUCCAGUACCGCCACGUCGUCAGCACUGCCACGUCGUCCAGCACUGCCUCCAAUACCGCCAUGUCGUCCAGCACCGCCUCCAGUACCGCCAUGUCGUCCAGCACCACCUCCAAUACCGCCACGUCGUCCAGGAACGUAACGUUGAA
Molecule: messenger RNA, 673 nt
Organism: Micropterus dolomieu (smallmouth bass)
Lineage: Eukaryota; Metazoa; Chordata; Actinopteri; Centrarchiformes; Centrarchidae
Product: bypass of stop codon protein 1-like
Exons: 2
Coding region: 112-666 (184 amino acids)
Source: RefSeq, a predicted model, not a curated record